AUGGCAUUGGACAACCUUCUCAAAGUUUUCGUGGCCUCAUUCUUCUUCUUAGCCUCUGUCUUAGCCGCAGGAGAUGCAAGUAAUGCAUCACAACACGUCGUCGCCAACACCAUGGAUGACUCCAGUGUCGAUAUGACUAAAGUUCAGAAAUACAAAUCUCUCUUCAGCGAAUAUCAGGACCAGGAUCGGCAAAGACCCGUCUUUGACGAAAUCAUUCAAGAUGCCGAAGAAGCACUCAGCAUCGACAAAGUCUUCGACAAUGCUUUCAAGUGGAAAGACAUCAUUCACGGGUCACCCCUCUCCGCAGAUUGCCCUCCUCAAUGCUAUGCUUGCGCGGCCGGUUGUAAUCCUGCUUGUUGUCUCGUGGCCGGAGGUCAUGGUCCCAACUUCCAGCCUGGGCGCCCACCCAAGGGAGGAAAAAAGGAUUCUGAACCUGCUGACUCCUCCGCGGCGGACCGGCCUUCCUACGGAUUUCCCGUCUUCCGCCCUUUCCCCAUCCCUCCGCUGGCGUGCCCUUGUCACUGCGAAGCCAGCUGUCCACGAAACAUUCAGGCCAUCUGCUGCUUUACUCCUGGCUCUUCCGCCAAAGAUUCGAAAGACGAAACCUCCGAACGCGAAGGAGGAGGAGCAGCAGACUCGCAUGAUCAAAAGCCCAUCGUCGACACGAAUGACCACAUUUGGUGGAGACCUGCCGGCCCGCUGGAUUGCCCAUGCCAUUGCGAGGCAGACUGCCCGGCCUAUGUUCAAGCCAUUUGCUGCACCACCCCUGGCACAGGUUCAACGGAUCAAGAACCUGCCGCUCCUCCAGCUCAUGAGGUUCUUGCCAUGGUGACUGAAACCGCGGCCGGCGAUCCCGUCUCAGUCCUUGCCGGGAUCAACAUUACCGUCUUCGACAGCUUUAUCACCAUGGACUUGGUGCAGGGUCUCGAACGCGCCAGCGAAAUCUCCGCCAACAUUGACCUCAAGAUAUUCGAAAUCACUCUACCUGUCGUCGUGGGUCCCAAGGGCAAAGAACAGACCCUCAAACACAGUUUCCAAGUCAUUGAUGGGUCGAAGUUGUUGGAGAAGGAACAGAUCAUGUUGGGUCUGGGCUUCAUGGCCAGGAUCGAUGCGCUUGCUGUCAAGGAGGAGUUCUUGACGCCUUUGGAAGAAGGUUUACCAGUUCUUACGGGGACGAAGUCGUGA
This is a messenger RNA of Rhinocladiella mackenziei CBS 650.93, 1185 nucleotides long. RefSeq lists its product as uncharacterized. The transcript has a single exon. The record is from RefSeq and is a predicted model, not a curated record. Lineage: Eukaryota; Fungi; Ascomycota; Eurotiomycetes; Chaetothyriales; Herpotrichiellaceae. Bases 1 to 1185 code for a protein of 394 amino acids.